AUCUAAGAAAACUCUCAUGAGUGGACGGAGAUGCCAGAUGGGGAAUGGGAGUGUACUGCGUGGCUGCCAAACUGUCCAUUGACGUCAAUUCAGUCAUUCCGAUCCGAGACACAUACACGAACACAAGGUGCGCUGGUCUCGGCCCUCAAAAGGACAAGAAAGAGGGUCAGCCCCCAAUAUCUGAUGUACCCUGCGUGGUAGCCUGACUGAGAAUCCGGAGUUGAAAGUACAGCGCCAUGGGAUCCGUUGGUGACCAUCAUUGCGAUGUCCUCAUCUUGGGCGGCGGCAUUUUCGGAACCAGCACUGCAUACCAUCUCUCACUCACACACCCCUAUCCUUCAAGGAUAAUUGUUCUCGACCGUGCUCAUGUACCCUCUCCCGAUGCCGCGUCCUCUGACAUCAACAAGAUCGUCCGUGCGGACUACAGCAAAGCGUUCUAUAUGGACCUUGCCUCCGAGGCCAUGGAAUCCUGGACGAAGGACCCUCUUUUAAGAUCAUACUUCCACCAAACAGGCUGGGUAAUGGUGGACGAGAAAGACAGCGAUCUGGCAGAUCGGAUACGCAAGAACUUCCGCGAGAGUGGCCGACCAGACACGUCCGCAGACGUCACGCUUGACGACGUGAAAUCCAAAUGGGGAGGCGUUCUUUCCGGGAUCGAUACCUCGGGAUAUAGCAAAGCAUACACGAAUUCCAGCGCAGGCUGGGCCGACGCGUCUUCCGCGGUCGAAGCAAUGAUGAACAAGGCGAUCGGCGCAGGCGUGAGACACGAGGUAGGAGAAGUUGACCAUCUUGUCAGCGACGGACAGAAGCUCACCGGCGUCCGUACCGCCGACGGUCGCAUAUUUACCGCUGAGAAGAUACUGCUGGCCACGGGCGCGUGGACGCCCUCCUUGAUGGCACCCUUCGAAAAGACAAUGAAAAUUGCCGACGAAGACAGUAUUCAGAAACAAAUUCAAGCCGCGGGCGUCUGCGUGGCCGCGUUCAAGCUCUCCGAGGACGAAGCAAGGCAUUACUCGCAAAUGCCCGUUCUAAUCUAUGGAGCAAAGGGGGAGGUUAUGCCCCCUAACUACGAGCGCCUUUUCAAGUUCACUAAUGCAAACACGUUCCUGAACACGAAGUCUCAUCCGAUCACAGGGCAAGACAUCUCUGUGCCAGCACCAGACCAAAAGUCCGUACCUAGAGCACUACAAAACGAGUCAACCGAAAUCAUUAGACAGCGGGUGCCGGAGAUUCUUGACAAUGGACGGGUGCCAGAUGACUGGCGGCUGUGCUGGGAUGCUGUGUCGCCUGAUCAGAACCAACUUAUCACUCGCCAUCCAGACCCACGGUUAUCCAACCUGUACUUUGCCACAGCAGGGUCGUUCCACAGCUGGAAGUUCUUGCCUAACAUUGGCAGAUACGUAGUCAAUGUCUUGAAUGGUAAGUCCAAUGGACAAGAAAAGGAUAAGGCAUGGGCCUGGAAGAGGACGUGGUCCGAAAGGGGAGCCCACGAAAAGGUCUUGCCGAGGGCGCAAUUGGCGGAUUUCAAGUAAGUUCAGGAAAUACGACAUCAAUGAAAGAUCUCACUUUCUGCUCGACCUACAUGAACACAUAACGUCCUGGCCCAUAUAAUGCA
Exophiala viscosa is the source of this 1615-nucleotide messenger RNA. RefSeq names its product FAD dependent oxidoreductase. Gene Ontology annotation, molecular function: sarcosine oxidase activity; flavin adenine dinucleotide binding; saccharopine oxidase activity. The record is from RefSeq and is a predicted model, not a curated record. The transcript has a single exon. Bases 237 to 1532 code for a protein of 431 amino acids. Lineage: Eukaryota; Fungi; Ascomycota; Eurotiomycetes; Chaetothyriales; Herpotrichiellaceae.